AUUGACAUUGAUUGUAAUACGACGCAAUCGCACUGCUGCCUAUUUAUCAGUGGAAUUUUUUUUUCACCAUAUCAAUACAAAUUUUGAUAAAUUUCCAUUAACUCACAUUAGUAUCAUUCACUAUCGUACUGGUUAUCUAUCUGCCGCAGAGGACAUUCGGUGAAUUACAAUCAAACGCAAGCAAUCUCAACCAAUUUCAAUUCAACAAUGGGUUCAGAAGCAGAGGAAAAUUUGGACAAAUGUUUCGAUGUUGUGUCAGCUGUUGUUCGAAAAGCCGGCGAUUUGAUCGCAAGCCGAUUUUGGAAGAGCAAAAAAGUGCAACAAAAGUUGAGUGACAUUGACCUUGUCACCGAAACUGACCAGGAAGUGGAAAAAUUGCUUAUCGAUACUUUAACUGCCGAAUUUCCACACCAUCGUUUUAUUGGUGAAGAAGCAACAAGCGAAGGUGCAAAAUGUGAAUUGACCGAUGCCCCGACAUGGAUCAUUGACCCAGUUGAUGGAACGAUGAAUUUUGUUCACAGUUUUCCGCAUUCAUGCAUUUCAAUCGCAUUAUUGGUCAAGAAGCAAGCUGAGAUUGCAAUAAUCUACAAUCCAGUGCUGAAGCAACUGUUCACUGCGCGACGCGGACAAGGUGCCUUUUAUAAUGGCAAACAAAUGCAUGUGUCGGACAAGAAAGAAGUGUCACAAGCGUUGGUGGUGGCUGAGUUUGGAACCAGUCGCGAUGAAAAGAAAUUGGAUAUCAUGCUUGAGAAUUUCCGGAAAAUCUUACAAACUUCGCACGGAGUCCGAGCACUGGGAUCGGCAGCGCUUAACAUGGCUUAUGUUGCGGUCGGUGGUGCCGAUGUUAAUUUCGAAUUUGGCAUCCAUGCAUGGGACAUUGCCGCAGGUGAUUUGAUCGUUCGCGAAGCAGGUGGGGUGGUCAUAGAUCCAGCCGGUGGUCCAUUGGACUUGAUGUCGAGACGUGUUCUAGCCGCUAGUUCACCGGAACUUGCUAGCGAGUUCAGCAAAUUGAUCAAACAGUAUUAUCCAGAACCUAGAGAUUAAAAUAAUCGGUGAAUCGUCACCUUGAACACUAAUAUAUUCAUCAAUUAUCAAUUAUUAUCGUACCAAAGUACAAACCAAAUGAUUUAUCUCAAUGUUUCAUUGUAUAUACACGUUAGCUGUUGUUUUAAAUAAAGAAUUCCGAAUUCCUUCAA
Messenger RNA from Sitodiplosis mosellana (orange wheat blossom midge), 1196 nucleotides. Its product is annotated as inositol monophosphatase 2. The transcript is spliced from 4 exons. Bases 208 to 1044 code for a protein of 278 amino acids. Lineage: Eukaryota; Metazoa; Arthropoda; Insecta; Diptera; Cecidomyiidae. The record is from RefSeq and is a predicted model, not a curated record. Gene Ontology annotation, biological process: signal transduction; inositol metabolic process; phosphatidylinositol phosphate biosynthetic process. Gene Ontology annotation, molecular function: inositol monophosphate 1-phosphatase activity.